Messenger RNA from Scylla paramamosain (green mud crab), 1856 nucleotides. RefSeq names its product glutamic acid-rich protein-like. The record is from RefSeq and is a predicted model, not a curated record. Bases 217 to 1377 code for a protein of 386 amino acids. Gene Ontology annotation, cellular component: chitin-based extracellular matrix. Gene Ontology annotation, molecular function: structural constituent of chitin-based larval cuticle. NCBI's taxonomy places the organism in Eukaryota, Metazoa, Arthropoda, Malacostraca, Decapoda, Portunidae. The transcript is spliced from 7 exons.
AAAUAUGACACUUGCACGUGGACUCGGGCAGAAGGCAGAACACUGAGGGGAGACAUAAGGGCCUGCAUACUCGGCUGCUGAAGUUGUUGUGUUGGUGCAAUAGUUUGCUCGUCUUGGUUCACCACGCGGCUUUUGUUCUCUUCAUUCAUCGACUCAGCAGCGGGCGAGCUUUGAAGAGUGCUGUCUCAAGAGUGCAGAGAAGCUGAGGUCAGGGCCAUGAACUUCUACAACCCUCUAUUGGUGGUGUGCGUGGUGGUGGCAGUGGUGGCGAAAGUGACCACGGCUGCUUACAUUCCUACCGCCUCGGAGGAGCAGGACGUCAUACACAGACUCUCCACCUUCAAGAGUUCGCAGAGCCAGUUAGUUCGAGGCCCCGAUGGUACCUACCGUUUUUCCUUCUCGCAUCCCCAGCAGGAGAGGACAGAGCAGCGGGAGAAGAACGGGAAGGUGAUCGGCUCUUACGCCGUCGUGGACCCUGUUGGCGAGGAAGUGUCGGUCAAUUACGAAGCCGACCAUGAAGGGUUCCGCGCAGAGAGUGACGCCCUUCCCCAGGUGUGGGUGGCGGCGGUGGCGGGCUGGUGUUGCUCCACAGCAGCCAGCCAGACUCUCUACGAAGGCCCACUGCUCUCCACCUUCAAAGAGAUAACACAGAGGGAAUCUCGGGGCCCGCUGGGCUCAUACCAGUUCUCCUUCUCCCUCCCGCAGCAGGAGAGAUUCGAACAUAGGGACGAACAGGGAAAGGUGACCGGCACGUACACUUUCGUGGAUAAGAUCGGGAAUGAAGUGUCCGUGAAUUACGACGCUGAUCAUUCUGGGUUCCGCGCCAGGAGUGAUUCCCUUCCGCAGCCGCCGCAGGACACCCCAGACGUGGCCAAGGCAAAAGAGGAAUUCCUGAGACACUACCAGCGAACAGCGCAGCUCCUGAAGGUGUUUGACGAGGAGGAGUCUUCUGAGUCUUCUGAGGAGGACGAUGAUGACGAGAGUGAAAGUGACGAGGAUAGCAGUAGCUCGGAGGAAGGCGAGGACAGUGACGAGGACGAGGAGGAUGAUGAUGAAGAGGAAGAGGAUGAGGAAGAGGAAGAAGAGGACAAAGGGCAAGAGGAAGAGGAAGACGAGGAUGAGGAAAGUGUGAGAGGACAAGGAAAUAACGAAAGAGGAAGGGAGGAUGAAGAGGAGAAAGAUGAGGAGACGGAGAAUGAGCAGCUAAGUGAGACCAGGCUGUUGUUUGAAAGGAUCUUACCUGCGCAGCUGAAUAUUCCUUUGAAUCCCACGCAAAGGACGGAUAAGGUAGUAACAUUCAACCCGUCUCUCCUCCGCCAGCCAAGAUUUAACUCGAACAGGCAAAUUUUCUCACCUGGUCAAAAUUCCUUUCCUUGAAUUAGACCUACAACCUAGCCUGCUUCUUUCCCAUCCUUCCUUCCCUCCCUUGCCUUCCAGUAUUCUUUAAUCUCAUUGAUCUUUUCCAUUUUCUCAGUUUAGUUUUCUGUUCUUCUUCCUUCCGUGAUCUGUUAUGUGCGAGAUCUUCCGGAUAUUGACUGAAGAAUCCAUUUACCCGAUAAGAGUUAAGUGCAUUUCACCAAAAGAACACCUAGAGAAGAAAUGGAAAAGAGGAUUCGAUAACUUUCCUUUAUUCGACAACAAAUGGUGGAUGUGAUGGAAAGAGUUAAAAAAAAAGGAGAAACUUUAUUAUCUCCUUCUAUCAUCUUUCUCUCUUCCGCGCCUUCCUCCUCUUCGUCUUUCACUAUACGUAAGAGGGAGAAGAGGAAGUGUCAAUAUAAUCAUCUGUCAUAUCCUCUUCUUCUUCCAUCUCCUCUUUCUCCGUCAUUGGUGGCUAAUAAAACUAAGGGCAGAGCGUC